AUCUGUCACCCUGGAUUCUCAACAAGGCAGGUUGAGUGGCUCCAGGGUAAGUGUUUGAUACGGAGGAAAGUGGCUUUUCACUUUCCUCCUUUGUUUGUAAGGUCCAUUUUGGGACCUGGAGCCUGGAGAUUUCAAAGCGAUUUGGGAGGGAUGAAAUCUCCAAUCCUGGGACCAGGUUUUGGAAAUGGCCAGGAUACUGAUUGCUCAGGUGUGCAGGGCAAUCUUCUAGGGUCAGGACCAGGGUUCUGGGCUCCUCCCCAGCAGACAGAGUCAGGAGGGCUCCACCCCGGCAGACAGGAGGUCGCUGCCUUGGAGCAGACGGGAGGUCUCUGCCGUGGAGUCAGGUGGGCUACACCUAGGAGAGGUGGAAGCCAGACUAGCUGU
This is a messenger RNA of Staurois parvus, 384 nucleotides long. The record is from the annotation of a GenBank genome assembly. NCBI's taxonomy places the organism in Eukaryota, Metazoa, Chordata, Amphibia, Anura, Ranidae.